Molecule: messenger RNA, 825 nt
Organism: Panicum hallii
Lineage: Eukaryota; Viridiplantae; Streptophyta; Magnoliopsida; Poales; Poaceae
Product: E3 ubiquitin-protein ligase CIP8-like
Exons: 1
Coding region: 90-590 (166 amino acids)
Source: RefSeq, a predicted model, not a curated record
CCCUUUCAACACCUGCUUCGACUCUCCCCUCUCUCUCUACCCGUCUCUCUCUCUGAGAUCUUUGUGAGAAAAGAUUCGUCUCGCGCAUCAUGGACGACGACGGCGACUGGAUCACGGCGAGGUACCUCCUCUCGUCGAUCCUCGGGCGGAACCCACUGGUCGUGGACUACGUCGACGAGGAGUCCUUCCUCGUCGACCCUCCUCCCGCCGCCGCGGGCGGCCGCCUUGCAGAGGCGCCGCCACCGGCUGUUUCGGCACCGCCGGCGGAGCGGGCGUCCGCGGGCGUGGCCGGCACGGUGUGCGCGGUGUGCACGGAGGAGAUCGUGGUGGCGGACGCCGUGGUGCGGCUGCCGUGCGCGCACUGGUACCACGACCACUGCAUCGCGCCGUGGCUCGGAAUCCGCGGCACCUGCCCCAUGUGCCGCACCGAGCUGCCGCCCAGGGACGGCGGCGAGGAGGAGGCCGGCCCCGCCGGUCGCGCCAAGCCGGCGCGCGCCCGGGCCGGGACCAGCGACGUUGCCAGCGCAAGCACCCGCGCGCGGCGGGACGCGGCGUACGAGUACCUCGCCGGCGGUGUGCUGUCGGGCUGAUCGAUGUCCCCGUGGGGGCGGCGCCGGCCGAGUGGAUCAGGCGCGUGGACCGCGUCGUCGUGUGCUCGAGGUUCGUUGUACAGAAGAAAUGGGUACUACGGGAAAGGGGAAAAAACAGAGAGAUAAUUUGAGCCAAAUUUCUCGCGCACAAGUUCAUCCAGUACUUCACUUGAGAAUUGCAAUAUCGAAAGAGGAAGAAAGGCAGGCCGUUUGCUGCCUUUCUUUUUUUUUUCUA